AGGUUAGUCACUUUUCUCAUUUUUUACUUGCUCCAUCUGUCCAUGGUUUAUGUUGGAAAACUACAUUAAUUUGUGCCUUUAGCAUCAGGGGCCUUUUUACAUUGUCUAUCUUAUGUACCAGAAGUAUUUAGUUCAUACAUGGGAAUUGCAAUCUCAUUUGAUUUGUGGAAACUUUUGAUUAAAAUUGAAUACCUCAUAGCUGACACCAAUUUUUUUAUAGCCCAGUAAAAUUUAGUUCAUCAGCCUAGGCUAGUUUCGCUGCAUGAUUUUUUUACCAGUCCCUACAGUAGAGGCAAAAGCUCGCCCCCCUAUGUUAAAAUCCUGGCUCCGUCCCUGGAGAUAGAGAUCGCAUACUGGACAGGCGUGAUGAAAUGGGUCACACAACUAAGAGGAAUGAUGAUGUUGGAAAACAAAUAAAGUGACGACACACGAUUGCAACCUUAAAAAACAACACCAUUGGCCAUAUCUUCACUCGUGGGUCGACCUCAAGAAGCUCCACCGAGCCACCUACUUGGCGGCCGCGGUAUCAUCAGCAGCCCAGCGAGCCCGCAGCUGCCCGGCGUACUCCAGCAUACUGCUCAUGGGCGGCUUCACCAUCUUGGCCGCCUCCGUCUCCAGGAACCUCUCGGUCCACGCGGCGAAGCGCGGGGUCCUGCCCUCGUCGAUGACCAUCACGCCGAACAUCUCCCUCAGCGCGUCGAGCCAGAAGAGCUGGCACCCGAGCGCGAGGUCGAAGUACCCGAUGGAGUCGCUGCCGGAGGAGAAGGCCGAGCAGGCGGAGAAGGCCUCCUCCAUGGGCGCGAGCACCGGGAGCGUAGCGGCGAGCUUUUGCGCUCUCUCCUCCUCCGUGGCCGCGCGCAGGAUGGCUAGCCACGCCGGGAACAGCUUGUCGUCGACGUAGGCGGCCCAGAAGCGAGCGCGCUCAUGAUGCAUGCAUCAUCAUGAUGCAGAGGCCGGGGGUUUUACCUUCAUUUCCAAAAAAAAAGCCUUCAAGCAAUCCGAUUCCAUAUCAUUUGGCACAUUAAUUACUGCACUCUUAGGCUAAU
Triticum aestivum (bread wheat) is the source of this 1046-nucleotide messenger RNA. RefSeq lists its product as uncharacterized. The record is from RefSeq and is a predicted model, not a curated record. The transcript has a single exon. Bases 581 to 901 code for a protein of 106 amino acids. NCBI's taxonomy places the organism in Eukaryota, Viridiplantae, Streptophyta, Magnoliopsida, Poales, Poaceae.